Messenger RNA from Tripterygium wilfordii, 819 nucleotides. Its product is annotated as dnaJ homolog subfamily B member 13. The record is from RefSeq and is a predicted model, not a curated record. The coding region runs from base 10 to 819 and encodes 269 amino acids. Lineage: Eukaryota; Viridiplantae; Streptophyta; Magnoliopsida; Celastrales; Celastraceae. The transcript is spliced from 2 exons. Gene Ontology annotation, molecular function: protein-folding chaperone binding. Gene Ontology annotation, cellular component: cytosol.
GAGGAAAACAUGAAUGGAGUCCACAGCUUUAGAUACAAUAAUCCUGAUGGAACCAAUCACAAAAGCAUGGAUAAUUGCUUCCCAUCAAUACCUUCUCCUCUAUCGAGAAGUGGGAGCCGGCGGAGUCCAAUUCCGACACCAUCAUCGUUUAGAAGUGUGAGCCGGAGAGGCACCGAUUCCAAUGGCUUCCCUCCUCCCUCCCUCUCGAGAAACGCCAGUCGGAGAAGCACCACUCCUAUCAUGUUUUCAAACUCAACUGGCCGGAUGCUGAAACCUCCGGCCAUUGAAAGAAAACUUGAGUGCACCCUCGAGGAGUUGUGUUUUGGAUGUAUGACGAAGAUCAAGAUUACAAGAGAUGUUCUUACAAACACUGGGGAAAUAAUUCAAGAAGAGGAGUUGCUAACAAUAAAAGUGAAGCCAGGAUGGAAAAAAGGGACAAAGAUUACGUUCGAAGGUAUGGGAAAUGAGAGGCCUGGUUUAGUACCCGCCGAUGUGACAUUCGUAGUUGGCGAAAAACGACACCAUAUGUUCAGAAGAGAAGGGGAUGACUUGGAGUUUGGAGUGAGAAUCCCUCUGAUCAAGGCACUCACUGGUUGCGACAUCUCAAUUCCUCUCCUUGGCGGAGAGGAAAUGAGCUUGAAAAUCGACGAUAUCAUCCACCCAGGCCUCAUUAAGAUCAUUGAAGGACAAGGCAUGCCAAGUCCAAAAGAGCAAAGAAAGCGCGGAGACCUUAAAGUUAUGUUCUUGGUUGAUUUUCCAUCAACAUUGACGGACCAACAGCGUUCAGAUGUUGUUAGUACUCUGCAGGAUUUUAGUUGA